This is a messenger RNA of Chaetura pelagica (chimney swift), 3095 nucleotides long. It is a transcript of the gene ALDH1A1, whose product is annotated as aldehyde dehydrogenase 1 family, member A1. Bases 1253 to 2782 code for a protein of 509 amino acids. The transcript has 15 exons. NCBI's taxonomy places the organism in Eukaryota, Metazoa, Chordata, Aves, Apodiformes, Apodidae. The record is from RefSeq and is a predicted model, not a curated record. Gene Ontology annotation, molecular function: benzaldehyde dehydrogenase (NAD+) activity.
AUUUUUGUGAGGCUUAGAAAGAACAGAUUAAUUUCUUCCAUGGGUAGUUUGAAUGCUGCUAUGUUGACAAAAAUAACUACAUCAAUAAAUUGUGGACACAUGCUGGAGAAAGCUGUUGAUAGCAGAGCAAUAUCUGGAUUUUGGAAUCUGAGCUGUUCUCCAGCGGGUGCUGAAGUAUUUCCUAACAAGAAGCAAGAAUAUGACUUCAGUACAAUAUUGGAUUGCUUAUAUCUCUUUGUUGUUUUUGCAAGGCAUCUUUGCCUUUUAUUGGGAAUGAACAGCAAAACUGUUCUCAGGCUCUUUUUGUCCCCUUUUGAGCGUAACUGUAACUGCAUCUUCUCCCCUUUCCUCCCUUUAUUUUCCUUUCUCCAUCCCCUUUAAGUUGUAAUUCAAUCUCUUCCAACUCAUGAUCUCUUUUCUUAUUUUGGCACUGCCUCCAUGCUCUCCCUCUCAUUAGUUUAACUUGAGUUAAUUAGGAAUAGUAGGCAGCCCUCAAUCUGUUAUGUGUUAAAAUAGAACAAUCCAAAACAGAGAGGCACAGACACAACUAUGUGAUUUCAUUGUCUACGGGAGACAGAAAAACAGUGGGGAUUCCCUUAUCUAGACUAACAUCUUCCCAAUGGUUAAUCUAACUGGCUUAAAAUGUUCUGCAAAUGCAGAUUUAAGAUAACAAUCUUUUCGUGUUUCCUUUACUUUUUUUUUUUUUUUUUUUUUUUUCAUCAUUGGCAGGAAUGAGUGAAUUGGAUUGACAUGGAGGUGAUAGAGGAAGAGAAAUAGUCUACAUGUCAAAAUGACAAUGUAUAUUACAUGGUUAACAGAAUGAGUGGUACGUGCAAUGGCUACGGGUAUUUCCAUCUGCUGUGUUGUACAAUGAGCUCCUUUUUUCUCCCGUAAGUGUAUCAACAAGAUCACUCCCAAUUCAAUGCCGAUUAAGUGUUUGCUUGAAGGAUCUUUUUCUAUAAGUAAUAUUACUUCAUAAAUGUGGAACUGAAGUAAGAAUCUAAAUAUUCACUUGUUGCUAUUACCGAAUUGUAGAUAUAUAGAGGUCAUGCCUGCUACUCUGACUGUAGUGCUGAUCACAGCUCUUAGGACAGAGUGUGCUGUGGAAGUGAACUAUAACAGAUCUAAGAAAUCAAGCCCUGAUUGUAAAGCUGCCUUCAAGUACAUAAAGAACUUCAUUUAAAAUCUGAGGACCUGCCUGCUGAGAGAAAGCAAUUUUACAGGAACAUCCUCUAACUCCUCAACUGAAAAUAUGAAGAAGCAAGGUUCAGACAGCAACCCUGCUCCAGUUCUGCCAGCUCUGCCAGAACCACUCAAAGAUCUGAAAAUUAAGUACACCAAGAUAUUUAUAAAUAAUGAGUGGCAUGAUUCAAUCAGUGGUAAAAAAUUUGAAGUCUUUAACCCUGCAAAUGAAGAGAAAAUCUGUGAGGUUGAAGAAGGUGACAAGGCAGAUGUAGACAAGGCUGUUAAAGCAGCUAGAAAAGCUUUUGAGCUUGGGUCACCCUGGCGUACAAUGGAUGCUUCAGAGCGAGGAAGGCUCUUGAAUAAACUAGCUGACUUAGUUGAAAGAGAUCGGCUGAUUUUAGCUACAAUGGAAGCCAUCGAUGGUGGGAAACUCUUUUCCACUGCCUACCUAAUGGAUUUAGGUGCCUGUAUCAAAACCUUACGCUACUGUGCAGGCUGGGCUGAUAAAAUCCAUGGGCGUACUGUUCCAAUGGAUGGAAACUUCUUUACAUUUACAAGACAUGAACCUAUUGGUGUGUGUGGCCAAAUUAUUCCUUGGAACUUUCCAUUGGUUAUGUUCAUCUGGAAGGUUGCCCCUGCCCUUUGUUGUGGAAACACAGUGGUUGUCAAACCAGCAGAACAAACACCACUGACUGCCCUUUACAUGGGUUCCUUAAUUAAAGAGGCAGGAUUUCCACCUGGAGUUGUAAAUAUCGUGCCAGGCUUUGGACCCACUGCUGGAGCUGCAAUUUCUCACCACAUGGAUGUAGAUAAAGUAGCUUUCACAGGCUCUACGGAGGUUGGCAAACUGAUUAAAGAAGCUGCAGGGAAGAGCAAUCUGAAGAGAGUUACAUUGGAACUUGGAGGGAAAAGUCCUAACAUUAUAUUUGCCGAUGCAGACUUGGACACUGCCGUGGAAUUUGCACAUAUUGGUCUGUUUUACCACCAGGGACAGUGUUGUAUAGCAGGAUCUAGGAUUUUUGUGGAGGAGCCUAUUUAUGAUGAGUUUGUCCGUCGGAGCGUUGAACGAGCAAAAAAGUAUACUCUUGGGGAUCCUCUGUUGCCUACUGUACAGCAAGGCCCUCAAAUUGAUAAGGAUCAGUUUCAAAAAAUCCUGGAGCUAAUUGAGAGUGGGAAAAAAGAAGGAGCCAAACUGGAAUGUGGAGGAGGUCCAUGGGGAAACAAAGGUUACUUCAUCCAGCCAACAGUUUUUUCUAAUGUUACAGAUGAUAUGCGCAUCGCCAAAGAAGAGAUAUUUGGACCUGUUCAACAAAUCAUGAAGUUUAAAUCUGUAGAUGAAGUUAUCAAGAGAGCAAAUAAUACUACCUAUGGCUUAGCAGCUGCAGUUUUUACCAAAGAUAUUGAUAAAGCACUGACGUUUGCAGCUGCUCUUCAGGCUGGAACAGUAUGGGUUAAUUGUUAUAGUGCAGUGUCUGCUCAGUGUCCUUUUGGAGGAUUUAAGAUGUCAGGAAAUGGGAGAGAAAUGGGAGAAUAUGGCCUUCAUGAAUACACUGAAGUUAAGACUGUCACAAUCAAAAUCCCACAGAAGAACUCAUAAUGCUGCUGGAGGUGCAGAAUUUAGCAUCGUCAAACAAAUCUAAAAGGGUUAUCUGAAUUCUCAGAAGCUUUAUAUCUCAAAUUAUUCAUUAACCUUUUUGCUUUCUGAUUGUGUAAGAGUUACAUGCUUAUAUUAACAAUAUAAAGAAUAAUGUAGAAAAAAUUUAGGUGACUAACAGAGCAAAGCAAACUUUAAUGUCUGGUACAUAGCUAACUAAUUUGAAAUUCAUUGUCAUAAAGAACUAUUUUUUAUUUUCAGUGAAAAGUCUCUCUAGUGCUAUGAAAAUGCUCCUCUUUCAAUAUAUCCUACAAGU